This is a messenger RNA of Pelodiscus sinensis (Chinese soft-shelled turtle), 1168 nucleotides long. NCBI's taxonomy places the organism in Eukaryota, Metazoa, Chordata, Testudines, Trionychidae. The record is from RefSeq and is a predicted model, not a curated record.
UGCUUACGGCACAAUGCAGGCCCUGCUAGCCCUUUGCCUCACAUCCGCAGCCUUCACUGCUUUUGCUGCUGCCAUGAGUGACCCCUGAGCUCCAACCAAGCCCUCCACAGCUGCAAAUGAGCCGGCAGCCAGCUCCCAAGCCCCUGCUUGGGGAGAAAAAGAAGAAGGCCUUUUUCUGGUCUAGUGUGGAGAUCCUGGAUCUCAUUGAGGUCUGGGGAGAGGAGGCAAACCUCCAAGAUCUCUGCACCAAAUGCAGGAAUGUGGACAUUUACGGCUGGAUGGCUGACAUACUGGGCCAGAAGGGACACAUGCGCACCCAGGGACAGGUGCGCAAGAAGGUGAAGGAGCUACGGCAGGCCCAUACCAAGGCCAGGAAACGCAGUGCUCAGGGGCAGCACCCCAUACCUGCCCCUAUUUUGACCAGCUCCACCAGAGCCUGGGAGUGGUGUCAGUCCCCCACGUCACUCCUCCCUGGGCUGGAGACGCCUGUUGUCAGCUUCCCAGAGAGCGUGGCUGAGGAGGAGGUGCAGGAGGAGAAAAAGGAGGACGAGGAGGCCAGCACCAACACCAUGCCAGCCAGCCAGAAGGUCAUCCAGGCACUUGAACCAGUAUCGCCGGGCCCAGGAUAUUGCCCAGGGAUCAGACAAAUCUGGGGAAGGCCCAUCAGCUGGACCAGCUGCGAGUGGGGCGCGAGCUACAUCUCCUGCACCUGCCUCCUGACCGCAUGAGAUCUGCGGGUGCUGCCAACCCUGCGAGGUUGGAGCGGGAACACAUAGCCUGCCUCUGUUUCCUACAGCGGGCUCUUGAGCGGUAGGACUGGAGAUUGGAUGUGGACCUGAAGGAGCUCCGUGCUGACUGGGAGCUGUACUGCUCCAUCUGUCAGGAACUGUCCCAGGAGGCACAGAGCAUGUGCACGGCAUACAGCGCCGCCACCAACCACUUGGUCGCCACAAUUGAGUUGUCCAGCAGCCUUCCCCCUGCACCCGCUCUUUCCCAAGUCCCCCUCUACACUUGUUCUUGCUCCUACAGCUUCUUCCUUAGUCCCCACCCCACCCAAUGGCCACCAAGGGCCCCACACAAAAGUCAGUGGGGCCAGCUAAGGCAGGCUCCAGUUCUAGUCCCAUCCCUGAGCCCCACCUCCCCCUUCUACCUCCUUCCCCUCCCAGGU